AUGGUAUUGAGAUUUCUUCAAACCAUACCAAGUCUUGGCGGUAUUUACCAUACCAAUACCAACUCAUACCAGACCAUUCUGAUCACUGGCUUCAGCAGUCUCAAAAUUUUCGAAUCGUCCCCAGAGUUUCUAGAUGUCCCUGAUAUCGAGCGUCCCAAGAACGCACAGGGAGAUGAAGAUGCUUUGGUAGCGUACACAAUCAUGGUGAACGAUCUCAACCAGAUUAGGUCCUACAUCGGAUGGAUUUGGUCCAAUUACCGAGAUGGAUGUUUCGAUCUCGCCAACGAUGCUGUUGCCACGAAUACUGGGAUCGAUCUGGCACGCAAUCUUAUUGAGCAAGUCCUCUCAAUUUUUAAAGAUCAUGGUGGUACCAGUACUAUGCUGGGGAAGUUUUCUUUUAUCUGUCGUAGACGAGAUAGAUUUUCACAGGAUGAUAUUCUUUCAUGGGGCCCAGCCGGUAAAAAUGAAAAUAUUUAUGAGGUCGCGGACAAAACCUACCUGAAUGCCAGUCUGUUGCUUGAUGGCCUGGCUAGGGUUUUACCUCCAAAUGAUUCACCAAUCUACAAGGAAGGCAUUUUUGGAACGUACGAUCCCCAGAGUGAUCGAACGUCCAAGAAAGGUCGAGCCGAAUUCAAAGAGGAUCAGAUCAUCCUAUCCGAGUUCUUCACCGAGGCCGCCACGCUCGCUCGUCUUGUUCCUAACUACCCAGUUGAAGACAACUUCAUUCGAGGAAUCCGAGAGUUGGAUGCCACUGGAAACGUACCUUUCCACCUUGUCUACGCCGACCAAAUCCUCUUGGACGUUCAUCACAUCAUCAGAGAUCACGCAUCCAGUGCAUUAGACAGUCUGCUCAAACACACGAUUGCGAUGGCUUGCGAGCUGAGUAGCCAUAUCGAGUUUCAUGAGAACUUGAGAAUUAAAAACUGA
Messenger RNA from Fusarium poae, 927 nucleotides. RefSeq lists its product as uncharacterized. The record is from RefSeq and is a predicted model, not a curated record. The coding region runs from base 1 to 927 and encodes 308 amino acids. The transcript has a single exon. NCBI's taxonomy places the organism in Eukaryota, Fungi, Ascomycota, Sordariomycetes, Hypocreales, Nectriaceae.